AUGGCUACAAAAACUGCGAAAGAUUUUAGCGUAGCGUUUCUUUUACGAGAUAAUAAUAACUAUUAUGAUAUUAAUUAUUUAUCUGAAUCUCUAUCAUCGAAUAAUUCAAAUGGAAUUUUAACGAUAAAUCCUGCUCAACGUAAUCAACCAGAUCCACUCGACACAAAAAUUUGUUCAUUGAGAAAACAUAAAAAUGGCCGAAAACCACGAACACCAUUUACUACAGCGCAAUUGCUUGCAUUAGAACGAAAAUUUAAUGAUCGACAUUAUUUAUCGAUAUCGGAACGUGCUGAAUUUUCUCUCUCACUUAAUCUAACCGAAGCACAAGUUAAAAUUUGGUUUCAAAAUCGUCGAGCAAAAGAAAAACGUUUAUGCGAAGCUGAACUAGACAAAUAUCGUUUUAUGCAAUUGAAAGAUCAAUUAAAUCAACACUACGCAAUGACACCAGCAUAUUUUCCAUUUUCAUGA
Molecule: messenger RNA, 468 nt
Organism: Rotaria socialis
Lineage: Eukaryota; Metazoa; Rotifera; Eurotatoria; Philodinida; Philodinidae
Source: the annotation of a GenBank genome assembly